AUGUCCAAAUUUUUUCCAUCAUAGGUGGCUGAUUGGUAUGGUAUUGGUAGGGUUUUCUUUUCUUCCUAUUAAAAUCAACUUCCAUAGCUCUCUCUACAUGCAUGAAAUAUAUAUGUGCAUUGCUACUCUCAAUUGAUGAUUUUAUAUGGAGUGGGAGUUGGGAGUUAAGCUCAAGUUUUGAGGUCUACAAUCAUCAUCAAUUCAGCAGUUCCUAUCCUUGUUUUUUUUGUUAAUUGAUUGUAAUCAGGCAUAGCAUGACCUUUUGAUCUGGCUCCGGAUCAGCUACUGCUUCAAAUUCAUUAAUUUCUAGUAGCUUACCUUAAAAGGCUUCAUACAGCAAUAAAUUUUCACAAAAUGCCUUAAAUUUAACUGCAAGUCUUCUCCCACAGUCACAGUGUGAGCCAAUACCUUCAUGAUCUUGUGUUGCAGCUCCGAAAAAUGAAGUUCAUGAAACUCGGAAGCCGUCCCGACACAUUCUACACCGAGGAGGCAACUAGGGCUGUGAUGUCUGAUGUACCAAGUGAUCUCACCAUCAAGAUAAACAACAUCAGUUAUCUUCUCCACAAGCUGCAGUACCCUCUUCUCCCCAAGUGCGGGCUGCUACAGCGCCUCUACUCGGAGGCAGACGACGCCACUCUCGAGCUACACGACAUCCCGGGAGGAGAAGAGGCCUUCGAGCUCUGCGCCAAGUACUGCUACGGCAUCACCAUCAACCUCAGCGCCCACAACUUAGUCUCGUCUCUCUGCGCGGCUAAGUUCCUCCGCAUGACCGAGGCCGUUGAGCCCGGCAACUUGCUCAUCAAACUCGACUCCUUCUUCUCCUCCUGCAUCCUCCAAAGCUGGAAAGACUCCAUCGUCACACUCAACAGCACCUACAGCCUCUUCGACUGGUCUCAGAGCCUCGGCAUUGUCAGAAGAUGCAUAGACUCCAUCGUCGACAAGAUCCUCACGCCUCCAAACAAGGUCACAUGGUCUUACACCUACACCAGGCCGGGAUACGACAAGGCGCGGCGCCACCAGUCCGUGCCAAAGGACUGGUGGACGGAGGACGUAUCUUUCCUCAACGUCGACAUGUUCCGAUGCAUCCUUGCGGCCAUCAAGUCCGCCAACGCCCUGCAGCCGCAGCUCAUUGGGGAGGCUCUCCACGUCUACGCGUCUCGCUGGAUGCCAGAGAUCGCGCGCGAUGAUGACGAGGCCUCCACUUCUCGAGAAGACGAGGCCAAGCGUCGCCUCCUCGAGACUGUUGUGAGCCUCAUCCCGGCAGAGAGAGGGUCUGUCUCCUUCAGGUUCCUCCUCAGGCUCCUGAGCUUCGCGAACGUCGUGGCAGCUUCGCCUGCAACGAAAGCCGAGCUGCUGAGGGUGGCGGGCCAGCAGCUCGAGGAGGCGACGUUGAACGAUCUGCUGCUGCUUCCUGGUCGAUCAGGUGAUGAGAGCUCGUACGAUGUGGAGCUGAUUCAGACGGUUUUGGAGAGUUUCCUGAGGCAGUGGAAGAGACAAGUCCCCAUUGAUGAGAGGGAAUCCAUGAAAUCAAUAUGUAAGAUUGGGAAGCUCAUUGACUACUAUCUGCAAGUGGUGGCCAGAGACGCCGGCAUGACGGUUCAGAAAAUGACGUCGCUGGCCGAGACUCUGCCGGGAAUCGCACGCCCCGACCACGACCAUCUCUAUAAGGCGAUCAACAUUUAUCUCAAGGAGCAUCCUAAUCUGAGCAAAGCAGAGAAGAAGCAGCUCUGUCGAGUUUUAGACUGCCAGAAGCUGUCACCAGAGAUAUGCGGUCAUGCUGUGAGGAACGAGCGGCUGCCGCUGAGAACUGUGGUGCAGGUUCUCUACUAUGAACAUGAGAAAGCAAACUGUAACGCCUGCAGAAAGCAGGCGUCUCCGGAUGAGACAGAGAGAGGCGCGCCUAGCACCAGCAGAGUUCACGAAAAAUCAAAUCUGUUGAGACCAGAACCAAGUUUUAAGGUGAGAGGAGAAGUCACGGAAAGCAAAAAUGGCAGGGCUUCAGUUGUUGAGCUGAAUUCGAGAGAGAAGGCGUUGAUCAGAAGAAUAUCGCACAAGUCACACAGCUAAGUCUAAGGCAAAGGAACAUUGCCAUCCACACUCUAUAUAGUUGUGUAAUUAUGCACCUGUAAAUGUAAAAGCACCAUUAUAUGUGUAAAUCUGAUUCUUUGUUGCUCAGUGAA
This is a messenger RNA of Salvia hispanica, 2180 nucleotides long. RefSeq names its product Phototropic-responsive NPH3 family protein. The record is from RefSeq and is a predicted model, not a curated record. Lineage: Eukaryota; Viridiplantae; Streptophyta; Magnoliopsida; Lamiales; Lamiaceae.